GCAUCCAAGUGGCACGUGUGCGUGUCACUACCCCCCAUCGAGUCACUAUCCCACUUCAACUUAUCCUUCCGUCUGUUGUUCUCAUCAUCGACACCUGAAUCCCUUCUGAUCGAUAACAAUGUCCUCUAAACCACCAAUCGGGCUAGAUUCCAUCAGCGCCUUAGCCUUUCACAUCAUCGUCUCCAAACUCACCCCUUGUGAGGCUGCAGCUGUCGCAUGCGUCAGCAAACGCUUCAAAGGUUGGGCCUCCGAUGACUCUCUCUGGUCACUUUUCUGUUCUCAACAACUCGGUCUCUCUUCGCCUGUUGAUCCUCUCGGCAAUCCCUCUGCUUCUUUUAAGGCUGCUUACGGAGCAUGGAGAGAAGCAUACAGUAUGUACCCAUGGCCUUUAGUUCUACGAGUGAAAAACGUUUGGGACCGAAUCAAAAACUGGUUGAGCGGUAAUUUCCCGGAGGCGUUACCCACUCUUCGUAAGGGUGCAUCUGAAGCUGAACUAAACGAGUUAGAAAAGUCUUUGAAAGUCAAACUACCUCUUCCUACUCGAGUUCUUUAUCGCUUUUGUGACGGUCAAGAACUGUGCAGUGAUGUAUCAAACACAACAGCAUCAAGAAAUCUAUGUGGGUUGAUCGGAGGUUACUCUUACUACAACUAUCUUGUUAACGUUUACUUGUUGCCACUAAACGGUAUAAUCAAAGAGACGAGAGAGAUGGCACGCCUACUUAAAUCGACCAGACCUAACUAUAUCGUAACGGCGGUUUCCGAUUACACCGAGAAGAUGUUUUUUCUUGAUUGUGAGGCUGGUCAACUCUACGUUGGCACCAAGAAUCUUAUAACAAGACGAGAAAUGAUGCCGUGUGUACCAAAUGAGUUAAUAACUACGGUGCAUGAUUCAAGAAGCGGGUCGCAGCAAGAUGCUAUGCUGUUAUGGUUGGAAGAACAUGCCCGCCGCCUCGAAAACGGGAUUAUAAAGUUACGUGAGGAAGGAAAUCUUCGAAGCAUCAGUUUGUUCCCCGAAGAACCUCCGCUGUGUUCUGUAGCUACAACAUGCGGUGUUCAGGUUCGAGCGUCUGCUGUAUUUGUACCUGAAUUCAGUGACCUUAUGCAAGAAGCUGAGAAAUAUAUGUUUGCAUACUCGAUCCGUAUGUCGCUUAAACCCGAGGGAUGUUUUGUCCACGGUAUGUCCUUUGAAUCGUGCCAGCUGUACUGGAGGCAUUGGAUUAUCAAAUCCAAUGAUAACGUUGUGGAUGACGUCAAUGGUGAAGCGGUGAUAGGCCAGUUUCCAUUGUUACGUCCAGGGAAGAAAGAGUUCGUUUACGAAAGUUGCACACCUUGUCAUGCUGCACCUGGAUCGAUCGAGGGUUCUUUCACGUUUAUCCCGGGCAGAUUGGCAGAUCCAAAAGGAGGCCCCUUUGAGGUUGAAGUUGCUAAAUUUCCUCUGGUUUUGCCAGAUUACAUCUUCUGAUGUAACUGUUCUGUUCUCCAUAGUCACUGUCUUGCCAUAAAACUGUUUGUUUGUUUGUUUGUUUGCAUGUUUGUUCUUUUUCUGUCUUCGAGUUUUUAUCAAGGAUGUUGAUAUAUCUCGUGUAAUAACAAGGCGUCUCUUGCUUGUGUGCUAAGACGGACGUACAACCCAAAAUCUUGAAACGCCCAUGUCUAGUCAGGUGUCACGUCAGAUUUCUGCU
This is a messenger RNA of Helianthus annuus (common sunflower), 1682 nucleotides long. Its product is annotated as F-box protein SKIP16. Lineage: Eukaryota; Viridiplantae; Streptophyta; Magnoliopsida; Asterales; Asteraceae. Gene Ontology annotation, molecular function: protein binding. The record is from RefSeq and is a predicted model, not a curated record. The transcript has 5 exons. Bases 119 to 1462 code for a protein of 447 amino acids.